Messenger RNA from Coregonus sp. 'balchen', 9867 nucleotides. The record is from the annotation of a GenBank genome assembly. NCBI's taxonomy places the organism in Eukaryota, Metazoa, Chordata, Actinopteri, Salmoniformes, Salmonidae.
ACUGCUUAUACUACAUGUGCACUUAAUAAGUCAGACAUCAGACACACCCACUUUUAGUUGUUGCAUCAUCAAAAGAAGACCGAAAUGUGUUUUUUACAUCAUCAGGGCUGUUGAAAGAUGAACCCUCCUCUCCUCCUGUUUUCAGUGCACUCCUCCGAUGGAGGUAAACGACCUGUUCAGAGAUAUCCAGGAUGGAAGGAUACUCAUGGCUCUGCUGGAGGAACUGUCCGGAUGCAAGCUGGUGAGAUUUCCACCAACAAUAUUACACCAUCCACACAGUAUUCAGAUGUUAGUGAUGCUUUGUUGGUUCAUUUGUAUGUGUCACAAAUGACAUCCUAAUCCCUAUAGGCCCUGGUCAAAAGUAGUGCACGAUGUAGGGAAUAGGGUGCCAUUUGGGAGGCAGCCCAUGGCUAUGCUAGAUAUGAAGAAGUUGUGUGUUAAAGAUUGUGUUUGAGUUCGAUUUCGGUGGCUAACAAUUCACCCAGCUGUUUAUUGUAUGGUUGGGGUCCUCCUCCAGCUUCAUGGAUGGAAACAGUCCUCACAUCGUAUAUUCAGACUGAACAACAUCGCAAAGGUCCUCACCUUCCUAGAGGAAAGAAAUGUGAGUAUCACAGCCAAUCACCAAGGAAUAUCACAGCCAAUCACCAAUGAAUCACCAAUCACCUAUGAAGGGAAGUGGACGGCAGCUUUAUUCCCUUCAAUGAUAUUUAUAGCUGAAGCUGUCCGGACAAUUUUUUACAUCUUGGUAGGAGCAUCAGAACACCACUGUCUAAAUAUCCUGUUGAUUGGUUGGAUUGUUUACCUGGGUUUAUUUACCUGCACAGGUGAAGCUGGUCAGUAUUGACGCUGCAGAUGUCGCCGAUGGCAACUCUUCCAUCGUUCUCGGACUCAUCUGGAAUAUCAUCCUGUUUUUCCAGGUAAACUCUCUCUCUCUCUCUUUCUGUCUCUCUCUCCUCUCUAUUGCUCCUCUCUUUCUCUCUCUUUCUCUCUCUCUUUCUCUCUCUCGCUCUCCUCUCUCCUCUCUCCUCUCUCGCUCUCCUCUCCUCUCUCCUCUCUCUCUCUCCUCUCUCUCCUCUCUCUCCUCUCUCUCUUCUUUCUCUCUCUCAGAUAUUAAGUAAUGAAAUAAGUGCCUACUCUUCCUCUGUCUCUCAGAUCAAGGAGCUGACAGGGAACAUUAAGAGCCAGUUCCCCUCGUCCUCCAGCCUCUCCUCGCUCGCCACCAGCUCCGACUCCGACAUCUCCCACUCCAGUACGCCCUCCGAUGAGAGGCCGCGCUCCAUCGCCAUGAGGGAUCAUGGGAAGGCCAUCAAGACGCUCCUGCAGUGGGUCCAGAGACGCACCAGGAAGUGAGUUGUGAUUGGACAGCAAUCAUAUGUCAAAUUCAUAAGAGACAAACUCACAAAUAGGAUAGGGUAUUUGAUGAACCUGUGAAAAUCCAGUACAGGCAACAGCAAAUACAGUAAUACUUACACACAAGUUUGAAAGUUUGACUGCAAUCAUGUUCAAGUGUUUGUGUCAGAUGUUGCUGACUUGCCGAGUCUUGUCUGUCUGUGUGUGUCAGGUAUGGUGUGGCGGUGCAGGACUUUGGGAAGAGCUGGACCAGUGGGCUGGCCUUCCUGGCCAUCAUUAAGUCUAUUGACCCCAGCCUGGUGGACAUGAGGAGAGCUCUGCUGAGGACAGCCAGGGAGAACCUAGAGGAGGCCUUCAGGACAGCCCACUACAGCCUGGGCAUACCCAGACUACUGGAACCAGAGGGUAAAUUAUUCAAUUAAAUUCAGUUCAAUUUAAUCCAAUUCAAUUCAUUGAGACUUUAUUCAUUGCCACAAGGGGCAAUUAUGUUGGCCUGGUCCCAGAUCUGUUAGUGCUAAAUAGCCCACUCCUAUUGCCGUUGUCAUGCCAAAAUACAUGACAAUGGCCAUAGCAGUUGACAAGACAGCACAAAGAGAUCUGGGACUUGGCUACAAUUAUGCUGUACAAUCAGAGUGUAUUAGAAGAUUUACCACUAGUCGAUCUUAAGUCCCUCUGUUAUCAUUCCCACAUUUCCAUCUCCACAGACGUGACCAUUAACCCUCCAGACGAGCAGUCCAUCAUGACCUACGUGUCCCAGUUCCUGGAGCACUUCCCUGGGAUGGAAGAGGUGAGAGAGACUCAAGGGGUGUCCCAAGGUCUCUGGUCAAAAGUAGUGCACUAUAUAGAUAAUGCGGUGCGAUUUAGAACACAUUUAGAGUCUGCAUGAUAUUAAUCUCAUGAUCAAUAUAUGAUGUAUACAGUAGUUUAAACAAACCACUAGAUCAGGGGUGUCAAACAAAUGUUGCCCCGCGGGCCGCAUACGGUCUUCACCGAGGCCUGGAGGGACGCACUUAAAAUGUAUUAUAUUUCCUUUAUCCAUCGCUUUUUGUUUCCCUGACUGUCUAGCUUUCGUUUCAAUGACUGUUAGCAAGCUGGACAAAGUGAAGAGACUAUAAUUGUCGGUCUAUUAUGAUUUCUACACAGUUUUGAUUUGGUUUUAGUCAUUUCAAUGUUGAUUAAGAUUGUAAAAAAAUAUAUAUAUAUAAUAAUAAUUGAUUGGGCUCGUGGGCUGGAUGUUUGACACUCCUGCACUAGAUACACAAACCACAGAUAACCUGAUAAAUCUCUCUAUCCUCUCUCUCUGUCUCUCUUAGCCCCAUGAGAAUGUAUCUGAUGUGAUACAAAGGAGUGUGUCGUCAGGUAGACUCAGCUGUCGUGUCAACGACUCCUCCCACGACCUGAGGAAUGGGGUUCACCUUAGCCGGGGCCGAGAGAGGCCCUUCGUGGUCCGGAGGGACUUGGUCCAGCCCCCACCCAAAAUCUUCCUCUCCUCUUUCUCAGAGGAGCUCAAGUCCCCCACAUCACCGCCCAUGGUGGAGCGCUCCCCGGUCAACGAAGGCUCGUUGGUAGGGUCCACCCCCAGCCCUGUCUUCAGCUCUCCGCAGCCCUCCUUUGUCGACUCGGUCAUCAGCUCUGUGUCCUGUGACUCAACGAUCAGUGACUCUGUGAUCGGUUCGCCAGACUCCUGUUGGGAGCGCCUGCCGAGCGAGGCAGUGAUGCCGGACAGGUUUGUGGAGAGCCGUAGCGACGGGUCGCUAUGCGACAGCGGGGAAUCCUGGGACAUGAACAUCCCUCCCUCCACACCCCAUGGGGUCACACUUGAUCUGGAGGAUCCGUUGCCGUCGGUUAUGGGGCCAAAGACAGGGAAGCCUCAAGAUGAGGAACAGGAAGUGAUGCCGGAGCUGUUUAUCGACGAGGGGAACUACUCUCUGAGCUCAGUGGAGAGCACACAGGACAGGGCCAAUACACAACCAGAGGAAGAGGAGGAGGAGGGGAGGAAGAAGAAAGAGAAGGAAGACGAGGAGGAGGCAUAUAGCUACAUUCUGGAACUGAGUGAGGACAAGGCAGCCAAGCAGGAGCCUGAUCAAAGAGAAGGAAAGAACAUAACAGAGAGAACAGAAAGUGACUCAGAAGGAAUGGACACAACUACAGGUCAGAGUAAUGGAGUCAACAAGGAGCAGGGGCGGCCAUCUUUAGAGUUCUCUGACAAGCCUCAGCAGACUGACUCUGACCAGAAAAGGGAGAGUGUGUGUGAGGGUGAGAGUGUGUGUGAGGGUGAGAUAGGAGGAGCUGUGUGUUCUCCUCAACACGAGGAAAUCAGCCAAUCACAGCAGGGGACCCCUGACCUGUAUGAAAAGCCAAAUCAGCAGGACAGUGUCCUGGAGAGGACAGACAGAACAUCAGAAUGUGCCAAGAAGGAAACAGUGGAACCAUCUACAGAUUCCAGGAAGGCUGGAAACCCAGAGAGAGGCUUAGCUACGGAACGUUCUGAUAAAGCAGAGGGUCAAAGGGAUGUGACUGACAGAGUGGUGACGGAACACAGACCGACUACGUCCCUGUCAGAGAGGGACAGAAAUGGGGAGCGGUCUCAGGAGGGGUCAGAGGAAAGGCACAAGCAGGUCACAGAAGAGUCCGAAACACAAGAGAAGAUAAAGAAUGUUCUGAACGGCCACAUAGAGUCACAGGAGAACACUACGACGCAGGCGGAUGAGGUCACAGAGCAGUCACAACCGUAUAUGGGGAUGGACCAGAGUCGGACCAUCCAGGGGGGAUCCUCAGACCCAGGUAUGAACCCAGAAGAGGAGAGCCAUACUGGACAAAAGGACCCUGAAUCUCUGGCCUGCACAGACGGUCGGCAGAGCUCCACACUUCCAGCAGAGGACAGAGAGGAGAGGACCCAGAGCCCAGAGAGAGAGGCAGAGGCUGGGGAUGAAGACCCAGACCUGUGGGGGCCCCCUGGAGGUGGCUUGGUUGAAAAGUGUGAGAUAGCCCCUUGUGGUGGAGAUGCUGAAGUGAAUGUAGUAGCUCCUGAGAAGAAGAGCAGGGGCAGAAAAUGGCCAUGACAGGGUGGAUGCUACUGGGUCUGGGGCCACAGACAACAGAGAGACAGUAGUGGAGGUCCCCCAUCAGGGCACGCCAGUGUCCAUUAUCCCCCUGGACAUGGUGUACUACCCCCACUAUGAUGUCCCCAUUUCCCAUGUCAUUGAGGCCUUCGUGGAGUCUAACCCUGGACUGGUCCUCACUGGGCCGGUUCCUCACUCUCCUCCCUCAGACACACACACCAAGAACCAGUCUGUAUCCCUACCGCCUGGUCAAGAGAGAGACAUAGAGAAGGAUGCAGAGGAUCAUACUGAGGGCAGUCAUAGUGAGACAGGGGCCUCUGCUGUUGAAGAGACAGGGGACAAAAUGGCAGACACAGAAAAGAGGGAAAACGAGAGUGUCGAUGUGGCCUAUACAGACAGUGAGAGGAGCAGUGCUAUUGAGAAGCCUGAAAGUGAACCAAUGGACUUGUUCCAAGCAGACAGUGCUGCUGACAGCAGUGGGGCACUUGAGGAGACAAUGACAUUGGGUGAAACUCUGGAUCCCAUGGACCUGUUCUACCCGGAUACAGAUGACUGUGGUCCUGUAGAGGAACCAGAGAAUGACGUGGAGACAUCGCCGUGGUCCUCUUCCUUCAGCAAGUCAGUAGAGACCUGGCCCUCAACCUUUAAUGUUGCAGCUCUACAACCAGCACCGUCCUCAGAACCAGAACCAGAGACACACAUAGACUCGCACACACAUAGCCAGACAGAGACACAUACAGAGACACACACACACAGCAGUCCAGACUCACACAUAAAAAGCCAACUGGAUCAAGAAGAUCUCAGAGAGGAGUCAACAAUGCAGAAGCAGGAUAAGGUAAGCCAGUGUGUAUGGAAAACGAGGACAGAUCUGUGUGUGUGUGUGUGUGUGUGUGUGUGCAUGUAUGCACGCGUCCUGCGUGUGUGUGUACAAGGUGAUCCAAACAACAUCAGACAACAUCAGAGUGACGUGAUAUUUCACACAUACACUGUCUCAUUAUAUGCAAUAAUCUGUCAGCAUGUGUUAUUAUCUGUCAUCCUUUUCUCUGGUCCUAUCUGACGUGUCUGUCUGUCGGGGCGUCUGAUAAUAUAUGCAUUGUUUUGGUGCUAGAUGUUCUGCAUACCAAGUCAUAUUUAGCAGUCAGUUUAUAAACUGUUUUGACCCACCAUGAAUCAUGAAUCAAUCAUGAGAACAUUACCCAUGAUUUAAAGGAGGGACAUUGGAGCUAAUGUUCAAGACAGUUAAAGAGAAUGAGUGAAAUUUUUUAUCAAGUGCUUUAUGACUACUAGGGCUGGGAAUUGAAAGGGACCUCAUGAUACGAUAUUAUCACGAUACUUAGGUGCCGAUACGAUAUGUAUAGCAAUUUUUACGAUUCUAUAUGUAUUGCGAUUCGAUACUGUGAUUUUAUUGCAAUUUGAUGUUCCAAACAUAUUUCUCACUAUGUCUUCUGCAGAGACAAGAGAGAGCAUGAUAAAUGAGAUUUGAUCAGUCAUGGAAAUAAAAGUGCUGAAAACAUGUUGGCUCAUUAUUUAAAAAGAAGAUAUAGGAUGAAAAAUACUGGAGUUUUGGCGCAGGUACAGCCGACUAGCGUUAGCUAAUGCUACCUAGCAAAAACAAAGAAAGAAACAAAAACAUACAUAUAUAUAUAUAUGUAUUUUUUACAAAUCAAUACUUGGUGUCAAAGUAUCUAUAUAAUAUCGUCCAAAAUAAUAUUGCGAUAUGUAACUGUAUCGAUUUUCCCCCAUUACUAAUGACUAGCCAGUAACCCUUUACCCCCACACCACUACAUCCAUACCCUAUUAUCCUACCCAACAACCUACACCUUCCCGUUACACUCUAAAGUAGUCUCUCCCCCCCCUAUGUGUGCCCAGGAGGUUGAAGUGAGAGGGGGCUCCAGGCUAUCGGACCCACAGGAAUGGCGCUCCGUGCUGGGGGAGCAGACGACGGGAGAUGGGGGUGUGGUGGAGACAGAGAUGGAGACCCGCCGUGGAGAUGCUGAGAGCAGUGAUCUCACCAGGACUGAUGAGGAGAAGCCUGCCUCUGCUGCUGCCAGAGAAAACAAUGAGACCAUGAGGUAGGAUGCUAUUCUUAGGCCCCUGGUACAGCUGGGCUGUGUCCCAAAUGGCACCCUAUUCCCUUUAUAGUGCACUACUAUGGGCUCUGGUCAAAAGUAGUGCACUAUAUAGGGAAAAGGGUAUCAUUUGGGACGCAGCCUGAGAAACACAGCACAGAACAUUAUUUUGGGGGAAAGCAAUGUUAAGCAACGAAGGACAUGACUUCAGAACUGGGCCUCCCAGUUUGAUAGAGCAAAACGCCUUAAAUGUACUCAAUGAAAUGUGUUUAGAUCUGGCUAGUCAUUGAAAUUGGAAGCUAAUUUCCUCUCCACUAACAUUAAGAGGCUCUAAACAAUUCAAAUUACAUAAUGACAUACAGUAAUUCAAUGAUAUAAUCUGUGCUGAUGACUGAUUCUGAAAUGUUUUAUUGUAAUGAUAGUGGCUUUUUUUUAUCUGCUUUAAUGAGUGAAAUGUACAGUAUGUUAGUAACUAUGUAAAUAAUAGCUAUAGAAACAAGAUGUUUUCUUUGUUCUGAAUAAUAGUGUUCAUUCAUUUUUUAUCUAGAAGAAACACAAAUAUAGCACUCUCUCUCUGUCUCUCUCUCUCUGUCUAUCUGUCUGUCUGUCUCUCUCGCUGUCUCACUCUGUCUGUCUCUCUCUCUUUCUCUCUCUUUGAACAGGAUGGAAGCUGACAGUGAUGGAACCACAGAUGAACAGUGUUCUAUGUGUUCUACACCACUCCACCAGAGGAAGGUGGCUGGCUCUAAUGAGGUUAGUUGCAAAACAUUUCAGAUAUUUAGGAUAUUUAUUAUUUCCUAUAUAAGUAUUAUACCAUAAGAUGAGCCUACAAACAAUACCUGUGCUUUUAUCAUCAUCACUCAUGUUUUUGGGAUUGUAAUCCCUCUGUCCCGUAGAAGGACAAUCAGAAGAAUGGGGCAUCCAGCCGAACUCACAGUACCAAGUCUGACACCAGGUAAGGAUAUGAGUCAGUAGGCGUGUAGCAUGACUGUAUUUACAGUUAUAGCUCCUUCUGUCCAAAACAGAGGUUUGUUGCACGAACCGUUGCUCUCUUACUCACUUGUCUGAGCUCUCUUGCUCACUUGUCUGAGCGUAAGUCACUGGGUGUGGCGAUCGUGCAGUUGCCAUGACAACCCUCCUGCAUGAGUGUCGAGGUGAGGCAUCGUGGGAAUCAGAGACACACGAUAUUCGACUGAUAUCAUCACUCCUAUGGGGCACAGCUUGGCUGGUGUUGUAAUCGUGUGAAACGUUUACAUCAUUACAUCAUCUACAGCCCUCUGGGGAGGGAGAUGCCAUACAGAUAGGCUGCAUCCCAAAUGGCACCCUAUCUCCCUUUAGAGUACACUACUUUUGACCAGGGCCCAUGGGGUGCCAUUUAGGUCACAGCCAUAGAGAUAAAGGAGCACGGCUGUCUGUAGCUCAGGGAAAAAAUAUGUUGUGUUAGUAGUUAUUAGGAGGACCCGGGAGUAAAUCCUGACCACGUGACCUGACCAAGAACAACAUCGGGUGCUAGUUGUAUGAAGGGUAUAACUAGGGCCCAUAGUAAACAACUAGGGCCCAUGUCAAAACCCCUGUACCUAGUUACAGUAUUAGUAUGAGAUUAACCUUGUCCCAUAUCUGUUUUUGCUAUUGCAAACUCCAUUGCUCAUGACAAUGAGUGGCAAGGAGUUGGCAUUAUAGCACAAACAGACUGGCAUUCAGCCUAUCCCAGACAUAGUUCAAUUAUUAGUAUCAGACAGCUGUUCAACAUGAAAAUAACUCUUCAGUCUGGAUAAAUUAAAUCCAUCCUGGGCUUUUGUUUUGGUGUCACUAGAGAAGCCUAACAUAUAACUGUUUUUUAUAUUCUAAUAUUUUAUUCAACUUUUGACCCAUUUUACCCUGAAUUCUAGCUCUGCCUUUUAUGUUGACAUUAUCUCUUCCCAGCUAGCACAUAAAGUUCUGAGAACCAUAUGUUUCUUAGAGCUUGGUGAGAGCGUGGUUGUCCUAUGAUUAUUUUGCAUCUAACCUUCCCACAACGUUCUGGGAAUGGUGCAGGAUAGCCAGCUAGCACAUAACAUUCUGAGAACAAUAUGUUUCUUAGGUGGGAAUUUCAGUACCUAAGCUGUAACGUUUCCCACAGGUUUCCUGAUGGUUCUAUUUAAAGUAAUGUUCUCAGAACGUUCAGAGAAUGUUAAGAAACAACGUUCUUCUGUGGGAAUUUCAGUACUUCACCAUAACGUUUUCUGCAGCUUUCCUCAUGGUUCUAUUUAAAGUCAUGUUCUCAGAACGUUAAGAAAACUUUCCGUAAAAACCACAAGAAAACAUUAGUAACGUUAAAAGAACGUUCUAAGAAUAUUAUUUAAAAACAUAUACAUUCCAUUCGCAGCAUAAACAAUACUCUCUUUAGCCUAUCUUGUUAAGUGUGUUCAGGUGUGUUGGCCAUGCCCACUAAUUGGCCACACCUAAUCUUAAUAAGUGUUGGUUUCCUUUGAAAUGGGGUCUGCUUGAAUAGACUACAAUGAACAGCUUUGUAUAAGUUUUAGAAAAACAUGGCAUGCUAGCUCCAUCCUGGUGGCGCAGUAAACUAAUUCCAUUGAUAGAGAACAGAAGUUCAUAGGUUCAGAAUCUCACUGAUGCCGUGGCACAAUACAACCAACAAUGCAACCUAAAAAUUAAAGUUCCCAGAACAGGCAAAGUUUUCACUUCUGUUCUCAGAACAUUUAAAAAACGUUAUGGCUUCGUUCCCAGAACCAAUAGGAAACCAAAAAUGUACAUUCCCACAACUUCCAAGGAACCAAAUGUGCUAGCUGGGUUUAAAGUCUGUUUGGUUCUGUUGACCUUCUGCUGAACCCGGUUCUCUCUCUCUCUCUCUGUGUGUGUGUGUGUGUGUGUGUGUGUGUGUGUGUUUGUGUGUGUGUGUGUGUGUGUGUGUGUAGCUGGAGGGAGAUGAGGACUCCUACUUCAUUGACAGAGUACUACAUUCUCCUACUGCUGUGGCUGCUCCUCUACUGCCUGUUGGUGCUGCAACAGAUCGACUACAGGGACCUGCCACGCCUUCUGCUCAACAUGGAAAAAUGAAUACACACACACAUACUGCGACACAUGUACAUACUGAUACACACGUCACAAACAUGUCACACACACACGACACACACACGCACGUACAAACAACACUUUUUUAUUCCAGAAUAAUUUAUAAAGCUGUUUAGAGAUUCUGCUCUUUAGCUUUUAAUGUGGCUUGAAUUGAUAUGCUUAAAUUGUAAAGAAUUGAUAUGCUUGAAUUGUAAAGACAAACCUAUAACUUUGUAUGUUUCUCUGAGUUUAUUGAUGUACAAAGAAAGAAGCUCUCUAAGGGCUCUCUAUUUAAUCCCUAUCGCUGAAGAUCCGCUUUAUAGCGCGAUUGACAA